Molecule: messenger RNA, 614 nt
Organism: Clupea harengus (Atlantic herring)
Lineage: Eukaryota; Metazoa; Chordata; Actinopteri; Clupeiformes; Clupeidae
Gene: aopep
Product: aminopeptidase O-like
Exons: 4
Coding region: 51-341 (96 amino acids)
Cellular component (GO): nucleolus
Molecular function (GO): zinc ion binding; metalloaminopeptidase activity
Source: RefSeq, a predicted model, not a curated record
GUCCAGAACAGAUAGUGUUGCUUCUGGAGCUGCUGCUGGAGGAGGAGAAGAUGAGUGCAGGUGUGCUGCAGACCCUGGAGAGAACCUACAGCCUGAGGAUGCAGGACGCUGAGGUGAAGCAUCGCUGGUGUGAGCUGGUGGUCAAGCACAAGCACAGCGCAGCCUACAAGGAUGUGGAGGACUUCCUGAUUGACAACCAGGCCAUGGGUGUAUACCUGUACGGGGAGCUGAUGGUGCACGAGGACAGCCGUCAGCAGGCUCUAGCCCGGCGCUGCUUCUCUCUGACCCAGGAGCAUAUGGACCCAGCCGCCCUCUCGGUGGUGUCGGAGAUGAUCCUGUGACCUUCGACCUCAGACAGGGCCCCCUCGCCCCUCACACUCCACCACAGAUGGGCCUCCAGAGAUCCUCGCGGGGCAGGACCACGGAGAUGAAGCAACUUCUGUUGAACAACGGAGCUUCAUCCGACACACAGAGUCGCAUUUGUUCGGCGAGCUCAACAGCGGGGGAAAGAAAUCAUACUCACUGUGACAAGGACUCAAUUUCGAGAUUUAUUUUUAUAGCACUGUGACACAAAAACACUGUCUGAAUAAAUACAUUUUCUACAAAAACAAAAA